AAAGUUCCGUAUUAUAUUACUAUGUAAUCGACAGGGGUUUUUUCAAAACCCAUUUCAGCGCUCCAAACCAUUCCCAACCCUUGCUCUGCAAUCUUCGAGACCGACGCUCUCCUUGCUUCAAUCAUCAUCUGGACAGGGUACCAUCGUCUCCAUCAUCAACCCCAUUCUCCCCAUUCAUUGCAUUGAACCUAGAGUGAGAAUGAAGAACAGAAAGAGGUCUCGAGCUAGUGAGGAUGCGGGGCCUACAGAGGAUAGACACCGGCGAUUACAUGCUUCUAGCCGGCGCGGCGAUCAUGCUGCGACCUCUCACGCGGUUGAGGCUUCAGCUCCAGCUCCAGUUGAUUCUAUGCAGUCGCCCAUGGUAGAGGCUUCAGCUCCAGCUCCAGUUGAGCCUACUGAUCGAGUUCCUACUCCGCCGUCUCCCAUGGUUGAGGUACCUCGCCAUGAGUCACCAGGCGAGGAGUCAUCAGGCGAGGAGUCAUCCGGCGAUGAGUCAUCCGGCGAUGAGUCAUCCGACGAGGAGUCAUCCGGCGAGGAGGGGUCAUAUGACGAGGAUAGUAUUCCUCCUCCUGAUGUUGAUGCUGAUGUCGUGCCAGAGGCUCAGGGUGGCGAGGAGGACCUGAUCCAGAGGUUGCCGCCGUUUCCGGGGGGGCCUGUUGAUCUGUCGCUUCUCACGCAUUAUGCUGAUCACAAGGCUCCCUGGACGUGGCAUGCACUCCUACGCACAGACGAGCGGUAUGUGGACCGUCGACACUUGAGGGUGGCCACAGCUGGGGGGAAGGUUUGGAACCUUGCUUGUGAUGGUGAUUCAGACAGUCACAGGAGGGUUCGAGAGUUGAUUGAGCAGACGGGUCUUCAUCAGCUACCCUGGUGCAGCUACUCGGAGACAGAUGCAGGCCUCAUUUUGGCCCUUGUGGAGCGAUGGCAUGAGGAGACUAGUAGCUUCCACAUGCCGUUUGGGGAGAUGACCAUCACCCUGGACGACGUGUCGGCUCUUCUCCAUCUCCCAAUGGGGUCGAGGUUCUAUACGCCUGGGAGGGGGGAGAGGGACGAGUGUGCAGCGCUAUGUGCUGAGUUGAUGGGAGGAUCUGUUGCUCGUUAUCAUGCUGAGUUUGAUAAGAACAGGAGCCAGACUAUUCGCUUUGGGGUCUUGCAGACCCUGUAUGAUGCUGCGUUGGAGGAGCACCGAUAUGAGGACGCUGCACGGAUUUGGCUGGUGAACCAGCUAGGCGCGACGCUCUUUGCUAGCAAGAGCGGUGGAUACCACACGACCGUCUACUGGAUAGGUAUGUUGCAGGAUCUCGGUCGAGUGUCCGAGUACGCGUGGGGCGCGAUUGCGCUCGCUACGUUGUACGACCAGCUUGAUCGAGCGUCCAGGAGGGGGACGGCCCAGAUGGGAGGUUUCAGCUCACUCUUGCUAGGAUGGGCCUACGAGUACCUUUCUGAUCGCGUCAUUAUCCGGAGGGCGGAUCCGGAGUACUCGCAGGACCAGCCUAGGGCGCGGCGGUGGGUUAUGUCCCGGGUCGGGCAUGCAGGCCUCGAUGAGAGGCGAGUCAUGCUCGAUGAGCUGACGGUGGAUGACAUUAUAUGGACCCCAUUUGAGGACCAUCGGGCUCAUCGACCACGGGAUCAGAGGGCCAUGUAUUCUGGCUACAUCCGGACGCCAUUUGGCCGUGUUGUUCGACGACAUCUACCAGAGAGGGUUCUGCGCCAGUUUGGCUACAUCCAGGAUGUCCCUCGACACCCCUCCGAGAUCCAGACGACUGGGUCCCUUGCUGAGACCGCAGAUGCUGCCUAUGCUGAUUUUGUGCCGCACCUGCGCCCUCAGGGGAUCCCUGCUACUCAUUCGGGAGAGGCUGUGGAGGAGUACAUGAGGUGGUAUGGCGGUGUGUCCCAUCGGUUCAUCAUCCCUGAUGAUAGGAGGGAGGAGUUCAGUGCUGUGACGGUUGUGCGUCGGGUCGUGGACUUGUUGGAGCAGUCACUGGAGGUGCCAGAUGCUCUUGCAGUUGGCACGCAUGCCCGAUCCCUCACUGAGAGGGCGCUGAAUCUUAUUAGAUCCAGCGCAUUCAUCGGUACCCAGGGAGUAGCCUUUGCUGCUGUCCGAGGAGCUGGAGCUGCAGGAGGCAGAGGUCGUGGAGGUAGAGCGCGUGGAGGCAGAGCCCGUGGAGGCAGAGCCCGUGGAGAGGGUGCACCUGCAGAGGGCGCUCGUGGAGGCAGAGCUCGUGGACCUAGAGGUCGGAGGGGUGGCGGUAGGGGUCGGGGCGAGUGACUGUAUAUUUGUAUAUAUUUUUUUGUGUACUUUUAUAUUAUGACAUGUGACGACAUUGUAUGGACUCUUUUUAUAUUAACCACGCUUUCUAUUUCCACC
This is a messenger RNA of Lotus japonicus, 2368 nucleotides long. RefSeq names its product protein MAIN-LIKE 1-like. Gene Ontology annotation, biological process: meristem development; meristem maintenance. The record is from RefSeq and is a predicted model, not a curated record. NCBI's taxonomy places the organism in Eukaryota, Viridiplantae, Streptophyta, Magnoliopsida, Fabales, Fabaceae. Bases 200 to 2269 code for a protein of 689 amino acids. The transcript is spliced from 4 exons.